AUAUUUGUUAAUUAUAUAUUUACUCUAUUAAUUAUAUGUGGUAAUUGAUUACUAAUAUUAAAUAUCGAUUUACAUAAAAAACGCUUUGAUGACUACCCUAAACAAUAGUUCAAUCUUCAUCGAUAACACCGAUUAAAUUCCCAUAUUUAUUGGCAUGUAAACAAAUUAUCUGCUAAGGAGCAAUGGAGCCCUCGAUCUGCCGUGUUUGCUUGGCGACCAAAGAUAACAUGAUUGACAUCUUUGAGAAGACACCGGAUCUGGGGAUACCCAUUGCGAGUAUGGUUUCGCUGUGGAGUGGUUAUCCCGCUGAGCGAGACGACUUCUUUCCGCAAACCAUAUGUCCUACGUGUAUGGGUGAUGCUCGUCUGGCCUAUGAACUGCAUCAAAAAUACGGAAAGAAUCGCGAGCCCAGGGAUGAAGAUACCAUAUCAGAGGCUUCGAGUGCUGCAGAAAGCGUUCGUCCAUUUGUCGUACGAGUUAAGGAGGAAGCCCCUGAAGACGACAUUACAAGUCCACCGAAGAACGAACCACUUUAUGAAGAUAUGGGAGUGGAAAACUAUCCUAUUUCAAAUUCCAAAUUGAAUUCUCAAGUAAAUGAGCAUAGUCCGAAGGCAGAAGAUCAUUAUAAUGAUAAUGAUGAGGAGGAGGAGAAUAGCACUGGGAAGUUUAAAAACAAUUUAAAGUCCCCAAAGUGUCCAAAGACCUACAAAAAACCAAAACAGCUUGAAAAUCACUUGAAAUCAAACAAAGACGAACGACCGUACAAGUGUCCCCUCUGCCCGAAGGACUUUAAAACUAGCUCUAACGCUAAGGUUCACUUGCGUACCCAUACCGGUGAACGACCAUACACCUGUACACAUUGCUCUAAGUCCUUUACAACUAAUUCAAAUCUUACGCGCCACAUUCGAUCGAUUACAGCAGGAAAACCAUUUAAGUGUUCAGUCUGUUCACAAUGCUUUAAAAAAAAUCAGUCUCUUAAGCGCCAUAUGCAAAAACACAAGGUGGAACCUUUCGAUAAGGUCAUUAAUCCUGCCGAAACACAUGAAAAUUAGACUCCAAAUAGGAAAUGGACGCAUGUACAAUACAAGAAUUUUGCAACAAAGAAGAUAGACUCAAAAUUGGAUGAGGACCUAUGUACAAUACAAGACUUUUACAACAUAAUACCAAAUUAAUGUACAGCACUGAAAUGGGAAUACCAUCUUUAUAUGGUACAUUUUUUUUUUUUUUUUUUUAUCAGUAUUACAGGUCAUUUAUAACGAUCGAAAUAUUUUAUAAUAAUUAUAUGAAUCAAGUACAAAUCGCCUAAUAUAUUCAAGGUUAAUGUAGUUUCUUAUUUUUGUAUACGUUUAUAUUUAUUUUUUCCCACAAAAAACUUCACGAAUAUCCCCAAUGUAGUUGACAAUCGAUAGCUUUUCAAGUUGGCUGCUCUUUUUUCAGCUGUGAUAUGGAAAUAAAAACGUCUUUUAUGUUCGAGAAUUUUUAUAAUCUCAAAAUAACCAAAAUUCGACCGUAAGAAAUAAAGUAUAAGUUGUAGCAAAUA
Drosophila eugracilis is the source of this 1540-nucleotide messenger RNA. Its product is annotated as zinc finger protein Xfin-like. The transcript is spliced from 2 exons. Gene Ontology annotation, molecular function: DNA-binding transcription factor activity; RNA polymerase II cis-regulatory region sequence-specific DNA binding; zinc ion binding. The coding region runs from base 183 to 1052 and encodes 289 amino acids. The record is from RefSeq and is a predicted model, not a curated record. Gene Ontology annotation, biological process: regulation of transcription by RNA polymerase II. Lineage: Eukaryota; Metazoa; Arthropoda; Insecta; Diptera; Drosophilidae. Gene Ontology annotation, cellular component: nucleus.